AUGUCCUACGGACACUACGGACCCCCAAGUGGCCCGCCGCCUAGCGGUGGCUAUGGAGGUGGCCAUGGAUAUGGUGGACAAGGGGGACCACCAGGAAACUAUGGAGGUGGUGGAUAUGGAGCUGGCUAUGGCGGCGGCGGAGGUUUCGCUGCGGGCCCUCGUAACCCUCAGCCACCACCUGGUGCUGACCCUCAGCUUUGGCAGUGGUUUACUGCAGUUGACGCUGAUCGAUCGAAUCACAUCAGCGCCACAGAAUUGCAACAGGCUCUCGUCAAUGGCGAUUGGUCGCCCUUUGAUCUGGAUACAGUCAAGUUGUUGAUGGCAAUGUUCGACACUGAUCGCUCUGGAACAAUUGGUUUCCAAGAGUUUGCUGGACUUUGGAACUAUAUCAAAGAAUGGCAAAAUGUCUUCCGCCACUUUGACAGAGACCGUUCGGGCUCGAUUGAAGGCAACGAGCUAAAAGCCGCACUCUCGCAGUUUGGAUACAACCUGAAUCCGACUCUGCUCCAGCUCCUUGAGCGCAAGUAUGUUUUGCAACCUAAAGGAUCAGCACCAGUUGCUUCACACGGAGGAUACGGACAACCCCAAGCUGGAGGUAUCACAUUUGAUCGCUUCGUGCGCUGCUGUGUCGUCGUGAGACAGCUCACAGAGGCAUUCAACCGCUUGGACACUCAGCGGAGUGGAUGGAUCCAGAUCAACUACGAUACGUUUAUGCAAACGGUCCUUUCCGCACCCUAA
This is a messenger RNA of Serendipita indica DSM 11827, 738 nucleotides long. Lineage: Eukaryota; Fungi; Basidiomycota; Agaricomycetes; Sebacinales; Serendipitaceae. The record is from the annotation of a GenBank genome assembly.